This is a messenger RNA of Cariama cristata (Red-legged seriema), 1401 nucleotides long. RefSeq names its product nudix (nucleoside diphosphate linked moiety X)-type motif 12 (gene NUDT12). Gene Ontology annotation, cellular component: cytosol. The record is from RefSeq and is a predicted model, not a curated record. Gene Ontology annotation, molecular function: metal ion binding; protein binding; NADH pyrophosphatase activity. The coding region runs from base 1 to 1401 and encodes 466 amino acids. Gene Ontology annotation, biological process: NADP+ catabolic process; NAD+ catabolic process. NCBI's taxonomy places the organism in Eukaryota, Metazoa, Chordata, Aves, Cariamiformes, Cariamidae. The transcript is spliced from 6 exons.
AUGGCAGACUUUGAAAAGAACCUUCGUCAGGACCUGAUUUCUCAGCUGCAUAAUUUUGCUGCUGUUGGAGAUGCAGCCAAGCUGAAAGCGUUGCUCCGUCAUUCUCCGUCACUUACCAAUGCAGCUGCAGAUAAUGGCUGGACAGCCCUGAUGUAUGGUGCCAGAAAUGGACACCUUGAGGUUGUGCGGAUUCUGCUUGAAGAAGGGUGUGACAGGUCCAUCGUUAAUAAAUCAAGGCAGACGGCUCUGGACAUUGCUAAAUUUUGGGGGUACAAGCACAUAGCUAAUUUAUUGGCCAAUGUGAAGGGUGGGCAGAGGCCUAAUUUUCUGCCAAAUGAAGUGAAAGAAUAUGAAAAUUAUUUUGGCUUGACUCUUCUGGACAGAAGGAGUGAUAAAAGAACAGAUUCCAAGUGGCUAAGCAAAAAACAGAGCCAUCCAACUACAGUAUACGUCCUCUUCUCAAAUCUAAGUCCUUUGGUUACUUUGGGUGAGGGAAUAGGGAGCUCCCAUCAGCCAGAAGUAAGGCUUUGCAGACUGUACUACAAAGAUGUGGAGCAGUGCUUGAAGAAGCACCAAAGUGAAGAAAGCACCUUGAUUUUUCUUGGUGUUGAACUUCAGUUCCACGUGAACCUGCUGCCUCCUUGCGAUGGAAGAGUUCUGCAAGAAGAUGAAGAGGAUGGGUUAGUUGCUUGGUUUGCUCUUAGCGUAGGUUCUGUUUCUGCUGAGAAAUUUAAACAGAAGCGUGAGGACUGUUACUUUCUUCACCCACCAAUGCCAGCUCUACUGCAGCUACCUGAAAAAGAAGCCGGAGUAGUAGCACAGGCUAGAUCUGUUCUAGCAUGGCACAACCGCUACCGAUUCUGCCCAACAUGUGGGAGUGCAACCAAGAUUGAGGAAGGAGGUUACAAGAAAACUUGCUUAAAAGAAGAUUGUCCCAGUCUGCAAGGUGUUCACAACACAUCAUAUCCAAGAGUUGAUCCUGUUGUGAUAAUGCAAGUCAUCCAUCCAGAUGGGAACCACUGCCUUUUAGGUAGGCAGAAGAGAUUUCCCCCAGGAAUGUUUACCUGUCUUGCUGGAUUUGUAGAACCUGGUGAAACAAUAGAAGAUGCUGUUCGAAGAGAAGUAGAAGAAGAAGCUGGAGUCAAAGUUGGCCAUGUUCAGUAUGUCUCUUGUCAGCCAUGGCCAAUGCCCUCCUCCCUAAUGAUUGGCUGCUUAGCUGUUGCAGUGUCUACAGAAAUUAAAGUUGACAAGAAUGAAAUAGAGGAUGCCCGCUGGUUCUCUAGAGAACAGGUCAUGGAAGUUCUCAUUAAAGGAAACCAGCAUUCUUUCUUUGUACCACCAAGUCGCGCUAUUGCACACCAGUUGAUAAAACAUUGGAUUGGAAUGGAUGCUAAUCUUUAA